AUGGCUGAGGAUGAUGAUGAUGAGUACCGAUCAUCACGCCACAUAGCAAUCAGUCUGUUUAAGCGAUACAAGAUGACUGUUGGCAGCGGAGGAGGUGACAACUUAAAAGAGUUUAUCCAUGCUGGGGUGAAUGCCUAUGCACUGGGCUGUACUGAUGAAGGAUUAAGAAAAGAACUUAAUGAUAUGAAGGAAUCUAGUGUUGAAAUAGAAGCAAUGCAAAAUUAUGGUGGAACGACUAGCUUGAAAUCUAAAAUUAUCUCAGAAGAGGUUGAUGAGUGCAUUCUGUGGUUGAGUAUCAUAUUCAUCACCAUCUUGUGUACACCGCAGCCCACUAUUGUUAGAUGGUCAGCUACACCCUCAAUGUCAGAUGAAGUGAGGCUUCAGUGGAAAGGCUUUUGUGCUAUUAUAGCAAAUGCAUACUUUUUGAGGGGAAUGGCGUGGCUUCCAGUAAAGACUCUUCAACUAGAGCAAAUGGCAGUAGAGGGACAAGCUGAGGAACCCUCAAUUGUUGCUAGCAGAAUGAGAUUAGUGUUUAGCACACUUGAGGUGGUGAGUCCCCAGUGGCCUAGAAUAUAGUUAAACAGUAUUGUCAUUUUUCCUAGAACUCAUGUCGUGCUUCUGUUUCCAAUUGAAGUUGUAAAUUUGUCAAUCAUAAUUUUCUGAAAAUUUCGAUUUGUAAGACGGUGUGUACUUGAUUUGUAAGAGAAAUUUCAAAUUCAAAUCUCUAAUAUUAAAUUAAAUCA
Molecule: messenger RNA, 743 nt
Organism: Juglans microcarpa x Juglans regia
Lineage: Eukaryota; Viridiplantae; Streptophyta; Magnoliopsida; Fagales; Juglandaceae
Exons: 6
Coding region: 1-576 (191 amino acids)
Source: RefSeq, a predicted model, not a curated record